Beta vulgaris subsp. vulgaris (sugar beet) is the source of this 891-nucleotide messenger RNA. RefSeq lists its product as uncharacterized. Gene Ontology annotation, molecular function: catalytic activity. Gene Ontology annotation, biological process: chromatin remodeling. Gene Ontology annotation, cellular component: nucleus. The record is from RefSeq and is a predicted model, not a curated record. Bases 1 to 891 code for a protein of 296 amino acids. The transcript has a single exon. NCBI's taxonomy places the organism in Eukaryota, Viridiplantae, Streptophyta, Magnoliopsida, Caryophyllales, Amaranthaceae.
AUGAAAAACUUGGGGGCGUCCCCUACUAAGCGACGUGCUGCACUUCAUAGACCCGGGUGUAGUGAUAAGUAUGCAAGGGUUGCUAGGUCGUCGUCCGGAAGCAGCGCGCCAUCCCGGCGCCCGGGGGUGGUGUCAAAUAUGCAAGGGUGCCCGCAUCAAGGAUGGGUGCAGGUAAAGAAGCUAGUCCAGGGUAGUGGUAGUGGUAGGGGUAGGGGUAGUGGUAGGGGUAGUGGUAGGGGUAGUAGGAUGCGCUUUGGAACAUGGAACAUUGGCUCUUUGACGGGAAGAUCGGCGGAGGUGGUGGAGGUUAUGAGGAGGCGAAAGAUUCACAUAAUGUGCCUUCAAGAGACUAAGUGGGUUGGUGGAAAAGCAAGAGAAAUAGCCCCGUGGGGUUAUAAGCUGUGGUACUCUGGAAAGGAUAAGAGUAGGAAUGGAGUAGGCAUCAUUAUUGAUAAGGAAUAUAUUGAUGAUGUGGUGGAAGUUUCGAGGAAGAGUGACCGCAUUAUGAGUAUCAGGCUAGUAUUAGGAAGCGAGGCGGUGACUAUCAUAAGCGCAUAUGCGCCGCAAGUAGGAUUGGAAGCAUUUAUUAAACAACAAUUUUGGGAGGAUUUGGAGGAGGUUGUGCAACGAGUGCCUAUUAAUGAAAAAUUGAUCAUUGGUGGGGAUCUUAACGGACAUGUGGGCACUAGUCGGGUUGGCUUUGAGAGCAUUCAUGGAGGUUUUGGGUAUGGGGAGAGAAAUGAAGCUGGAAGCGGUAUCUUGGAUUUCGCAUUAGCCUAUGGUCUUAGUAUUAUGAACACUUGGUUUGAGAAAAGAGAAUCUCACCUUGUGACAUAUAGGAGUGGAAGUAACGCGAGUCAGAUUGACCUCUUUUUAGUAAGGAAUGCUUAG